Prunus armeniaca (apricot) is the source of this 1026-nucleotide messenger RNA. The record is from the annotation of a GenBank genome assembly. Lineage: Eukaryota; Viridiplantae; Streptophyta; Magnoliopsida; Rosales; Rosaceae.
AUGUUCUCCAAGGAAAAUGUUAAACGUGUUAAUGCCAAUUUACGUAUGGAUUUCCACAACUACGGAUCCAAUGAGUGGUUGGGUUUCCGUUUGGAGAUGCUUGGGAGUUUAAUUCUCUGCAUUUCCACUGUAUUCAUGAUCUUAUUGCCAAGCAGUAUUAUAAAGCCAGAGAAUGUUGGUUUAACUCUCUCCUACGGAUUGUCCUUGAACGGUGUGCUGUUCUGGGCCGUUUAUAUGAGCUGCUUUGUUGAAAAUAGGAUGGUUUCGGUUGAGAGGAUAAAACAGUUUACAAACAUCCCAUCAGAAGCAGAAUGGGAGAUAAAAGACCGUGUUCCUCCUUCAAAUUGGCCUUCCCAAGGCAAUGUCGAGCUCAAAGAUUUGCAGAUUGGUGUUGUCGGUCGAACAGGGGGCGGGAAAUCAACUUUGGUCCAAGUGUUCUUUAGGCUGGUGGAACCGUCAGGGGGCAAAAUCAUCAUCGAUGGGAUUGAUAUAACCACAUUAGGACUUCAUGAUCUCAGGUCCCGCUUCGGAAUCAUUCCUCAAGAACCUGUACUUUUUGAGGGAACUGUGAGAAGCAACAUUGAUCCAGUAGGAAUUUAUUCAGAUGAAGAAAUUUGGAAGAGCCUUGAACGCUGCCAACUUAAAGAUGUGGUAGCUGCAAAACCUGAUAAACUCAAUUCUUUAGUGGCUGAUGACGGAGGCAACUGGAGUGUGGGGCAAAGACAGCUUCUCUGUUUGGGUCGAGUCAUGUUAAAGCACAGCCGGCUCUUGUUCAUGGACGAGGCCACGGCUUCAGUUGAUUCACAGACUGAUGCUGUAAUACAAAGGAUCAUCCGAGAGGAUUUUGCUACAUGUACAAUAAUCAGCAUUGCUCACAGAAUACCUACAGUGAUGGACUGCAAUAGAGUUUUAGUAGUAGAUGCAGGACUGGCUAAAGAAUUUGACAAACCGUCCCGCUUGCUUGAGAGACAAUCAUUGUUUGGGGCAUUGGUUCAGGAGUAUGCCAACCGUUCAUCAGGACUAUAA